UGCCAACAACACCCGGCACGACGGCGUACGUGCAGUUCACGGGCCGCCUCGCCGCCGUGAACCAGCCGCUCUUCAAGAGCGCACUCGCCCGGCGCGUCGAGGCUGCGACCGCCGACGCUAUUCGCAUUCGGUCGGUGACAUAUCAAGUGACGGAGGAGGUCGCGCGCGACGGCCUCGUCAUGCAGUCCGAGCACCAAGUCGCGUCGUCUGAGGUCGGCGGUAACGUGGCCGUGGACGCGCACGACGGCCGCCGCGUCGUGCUCAGCCACCCGUCUUACUUUGGCAUGCUCUACCGCAAGGGCGAAGAUGCUUUCGCGCCAGCCAAGGACACCAACAUCUCGGUGCUUGGCGGCGACGAGCCGCGCCGCAAGACGCUCGGGUACCGCACCGCCGAGCGCACGAUCCCCAACAACGACGUGGUGUCGGGCAUUGGCAUCGUCGAAAGUGCGCUCGUGUACGGCGAGACGGGCGCGCCGACGCUGUCGUGGACGCUGGCGCCGCCGGGGCACCGUCAUUUGCAAGGCCGCCCGAGCUUUGUCGUCUACGGCGGGCAAGAGGGCCUUGUGCAACGCCAAGAACGGUCGGCCGACGCGCUCGGCGCCGUCGGACUGGCCAUGGUCAUGGGCGGCGGGUACCUCUUUUGGUCGCAGCACUUUGGUGGAGGCUCGAAGAAGUAG
Saprolegnia diclina VS20 is the source of this 677-nucleotide messenger RNA. RefSeq lists its product as hypothetical. NCBI's taxonomy places the organism in Eukaryota, Oomycota, Saprolegniomycetes, Saprolegniales, Saprolegniaceae. The annotation marks the transcript as partial. The transcript has 2 exons. The record is from RefSeq and is a predicted model, not a curated record.